Messenger RNA from Paramecium sonneborni, 529 nucleotides. Lineage: Eukaryota; Ciliophora; Oligohymenophorea; Peniculida; Parameciidae. The record is from the annotation of a GenBank genome assembly.
AUGUCUGCUUCAAACAUUGUUACUUAUGAUUUUAAAGCUAAUAUCUACUUUAAGGAGAUUUUGAUGCAAUUCUUUUAUUUUUGGAAUAAAGAGGAAGUAAAAUAAAAUAUAGUCAGUCAUUUCUUGAAUUUUAAAUCUUGAAAUCAUUAAAUAAAUAGAUUUAUAAUUUAAAAUAUUCCAACCUAAACUUAUAAAAUAAUUUGCCUCUGCUAAAUAGCCUUGUAGGUUUAGUAUAAAAAUUAAUUAAUAUUUGUAACUUUAGAAGACAAUUAUAAAUUUUUAAUAAUUUUAUUGGUAAUUAAGCUAAGAUUUAAUAAAAUCUCAAAGAUUGAUAACUAUUAAUGAAAAAAAAAAUAAUCAACUUUCAAUAAACAAAGAAACUUUCAAAAAAUUGUCUGAACUUAAAUUUGCUCAGAAACUUGAAGAAACAAUUAGUAAAAUUAAAUUGAAAUGCAUGAAUAAAAUAAAAAGUCUUUUAGUAUUGUUCUGGAAUAUAAAAGUAUAGAGGCUGGAAUAAUGUAGCUAAUGA